AUGUUGAGAUUUUAUUCUUCUAUCAAUGCGUUGGGAAGUAGUCGAAGUAGUGUACACGUAGCGGCCAAUCUUAUUCAGCGAUGGGUGAGCACGAUCGAAUAUGACGCAUCAGGCCACAACCAAGUGGCACAGUGUUGGCCCACAAGCGGCACUGGAACAACCCCACCGAAUGGGUCGAGGCCUCGUGGGAUGCUUGCAGCGCGCAGGUACAGUGGAGCCUUUCAAGGCGCUGUCCAGAGACCAAAAGGAAAAUAUAUUGGCUUAAAUAAAAGCCGAUCGCGCCUCUACGAUGAGGGAUGGGACGACCAUGAUGAGACGCUAGGGAUGCCAGCCUGCGCUGAAAUCGCGUGGCACAGCGGCGCUAUAUUAGUUGAUUAUAUCAAUGUCACGAUCGAAUAUGACGCGGCACAACAAGUAGAACAAGUAUUGGUUCCACAAGCGCCACGAAAACAGCUUCACCGCCAACUUGAAUGGGUCGAGGCGACAUGGGAUGGUCGCGACACGCGUACAGUGGGGCCCUGGAGCUUUCAGGGCGCAGUCUAGAGAGCGGCGCUUGAUCAAAAGGAAAGGGAAGUUGAGGUUGGGUUCCAGAAAACGAUAGCUGAAAAAUGACAAGCUUUGACGUACAGCCGACACCCACUUGCCUGCAUCCUAAGAGCUUAAUUAAAAGCUAAUCGCUCCCUUGAGGAACGGGAUGACCGUCGUGGGCGCUUACCGUGGGCCAGCGAUCGCUGCAACUCGUGCCUGAUUACGACUUACAUAUGAGGUCCUAUAAGUCAGCAAGCAGGGGUCAUACUAAUUCUCUCGCUGUCAUAACCAGUCUGGGUCAUGCCAACGCGCAUGCUAGAAUUCG
Cantharellus anzutake is the source of this 853-nucleotide messenger RNA. RefSeq lists its product as uncharacterized. The transcript has 6 exons. Lineage: Eukaryota; Fungi; Basidiomycota; Agaricomycetes; Cantharellales; Hydnaceae. The record is from RefSeq and is a predicted model, not a curated record. The coding region runs from base 1 to 543 and encodes 180 amino acids.